GGCACUCCACCAUCAACAUGUUCCUCCAGAUUGCGACUUUGUUGGCCCUGCUGGCCAUCGCUAAUGGCGCUGUGGUUCCCUUGGGUCUGGAGCCCCAAUCUCGACAGGUUGGCCGCAUUGUGGGCGGCACGGCCACGUCCAUUGAGGAUCGCCCCUGGCAGGUUUCCGUCCAGCGUUCCGGCGCCCAUUUCUGCGGUGGAUCCAUAAUCAGCAACAACAUCAUUGUGACCGCUGCCCACUGCCUGGUUUCCCCCUCCACCGCCUCCAACCUCAGGAUUAGAGCUGGCUCCAAUAAGAGAACCUACGGAGGAGUUCUCAUCCAAGUGGCUGCCAUACAAAUUCACGAGGGCUACAACUCGGCGACCAAGGUGAACGAUAUCGGAGUGAUGCGUCUGCAGUCGAAGCUGACUUUUGGCUCCACCAUCAAGGCCAUUACGAUGGCUAGUGUGACACCAUCCCAUGGAGCCUCGGCCAGCAUCUCAGGUUGGGGCAAGACGUCCUACGGCGGAUCCUCCUCCGCCACGCUGCUCUAUGUGGACACCAAGAUUGUGGGACGCACACAGUGCGGGAGUUCCACCUAUGGAUAUGGUUCCUGGAUUCUGCCCACCAUGAUUUGUGCCGCGUCGGCGAACAAGGAUGCCUGCCAAGGUGAUUCGGGUGGUCCUCUGGUAUCCGGAGGACAACUGGUGGGCGUCGUCUCCUGGGGAAACGAGUGCGCCCUGGCCAACUAUCCCGGCGUCUACGCCAAUGUGGCCGAACUGAGGAGUUGGGUCCUGGCGGCUCAAAACACUGUCUAGCUUAUGUUAAGCGCAAUAAAAUAAAACCUAAGUUUUAGUCGUAAAUGCA
Molecule: messenger RNA, 846 nt
Organism: Drosophila ficusphila
Lineage: Eukaryota; Metazoa; Arthropoda; Insecta; Diptera; Drosophilidae
Gene: Ser8
Product: trypsin alpha-3
Exons: 1
Coding region: 18-797 (259 amino acids)
Biological process (GO): proteolysis
Molecular function (GO): serine-type endopeptidase activity
Source: RefSeq, a predicted model, not a curated record